AUGGUUAUGCUUGGCUUACAUUUGACUGUUUCUGACAUGAAUGGAACAGAUUUGUGGGCUGCUGUUGCUGGAGGUGGGUCAGUGACAAUGAGGGCUACAGAAUGUGGGUUUGGAAUUUUAAUUUUAUUUACCCUUUUGAUCAUUGGGAAGACAGAAAUUUACAUAGUGACAGUUGAAGGAGAGCCUGUGAUAAGUUAUAAAGGUGGUGUCGCUGGUUUUGAUGCCACUGCCGUGGAGUCCGAUGAGAAGCUUGAUGUCACCAGUGAAGUGGUUACAUCUUACUCCCGCCACCUUGAGAAGAAACAUGAUAUGCUUCUCGCCAUGCUGUUUGACCUUGGGACAUAUAAAAAACUGUACAGCUAUCGACAUCUUAUUAAUGGUUUUGCAGUUCACAUUUCUCCUGAGCAGGCAGAUAUUCUUCAACGAGCCCCUGGUGUGAGAUCUGUCGAGAGAGAUUGGAAAGUGAGGAGGCUUACAACACACACCCCACAAUUUUUGGGCCUUCCAACUGGAGUAUGGCCGACAGGAGGUGGCUUUGACAGGGCGGGAGAGGACAUUGUGAUCGGCCUUGUGGAUUCAGGGAUUUAUCCACACCAUCCAAGCUUUGCCACCCACAAUACUGAACCCUACGGGCCGGUUCCAAAGUACAGAGGAAAAUGUGAAGUUGAUCCUGACACCAAAAGGGACUUCUGCAAUGGAAAGAUUAUUGGAGCCCAACAUUUUGCAGAAGCUGCAAUUGCAGCUGGGGCAUUCAAUCCUGCCAUAGAUUUUGCAUCUCCCUGCGACGGUGAUGGACAUGGAAGUCAUACAGCGGCUAUUGCAGCUGGAAAUAAUGGGAUUCCUGUUAGAAUGCAUGGAUUUGAAUUUGGAAAAGCUAGUGGAAUGGCUCCCCGUGCCAGGAUUGCUGUGUACAAGGCUCUCUACAGGCUUUUUGGGGGGUUUGUUGCAGAUGUAGUAGCUGCAAUUGAGCAGGCUGUUCAUGAUGGUGUUGACAUCCUCAAUCUAUCGGUGGGGCCUAAUAGUCCUCCAGCCACUACGAAGACAACAUUUUUAAACCCGUUUGAUGCUACUCUUCUUUCAGCCGUGAAAGCUGGGGUGUUUGUUGCUCAGGCAGCUGGAAAUGGAGGUCCUUUUCCCAAAACAUUGUUGUCUUAUAGUCCAUGGAUAGUGUCUGUUGCUGCUGCAGUUGAUGAUCGCAGAUACAAGAACCAUCUGACUCUGGGAAAUGGGAAGAUCUUACCCGGAAUUGGGUUGUCACGAGACCAGGUUUUCUAUACUCCAUGA
Messenger RNA from Ilex paraguariensis (yerba mate), 1284 nucleotides. NCBI's taxonomy places the organism in Eukaryota, Viridiplantae, Streptophyta, Magnoliopsida, Aquifoliales, Aquifoliaceae. The record is from the annotation of a GenBank genome assembly.